Messenger RNA from Lactuca saligna, 688 nucleotides. The record is from the annotation of a GenBank genome assembly. Lineage: Eukaryota; Viridiplantae; Streptophyta; Magnoliopsida; Asterales; Asteraceae.
UUAUGGUAAUAUUUGUCAUUAAGGGGAUGUUUGUUUUUUGUAUGAAGAUCCGCGCAAUCACUUUUGUCUGCGCCGCGCAGACAUAUGCCCUUCCAGAUUUUUUGUUUUUUGAAAGUGCGCAGAUCAGAAAAUGUCUGCGCGAGAUCUUCCUGGCGCAGACAUGGAUCACUGUCUUCAAAGAUCCACUGUGGAUUGUUUUGGGAUUUUAGGGCUUUCAAAGCAAAAGGUUCCAGUAACAACGAAUGUUAGGUUACAAGACCGCAUACCUGUUUUCGAUGCUUCUACAGGUUUGUUGCCAACUCUUAUUCAUCACUUCCUCAAUCACCAUAUAUCGUUGAUUUCGGUUCUAUUUGACAACCCACCUCCGCUGAAAAGUGAUGCAUACACGGACAAUAACAUGGCAGUGACCUCCGAUUACAGACCGGUCAUGGAGAAAUUCAUUCUCCCACCGUUGCUAACAACUUCUCCGGUGCAGUUGGCAUUCAGACGUGUCACUUUGCUGUCAAAGACAUGUAACUUUUCUCUUGAUCCUUCUCUCAUGGUCGUUGACUUUCAACCUCUCUUAUUAUUUGACAAGGAUGGAUACAUGAGUAGAUUUGAGAAUCCAGAUUGGUUGAACACCCAUUUUGCUGCAACUUCCACAACUCCUGCUGUUUUGACCCAUAUGGAGUGUAGGUGCCACGUGUGA